AAAAAAAAAAAAAACUUUUUUCACAACUUUACCUUAUGUUUCUUUCCUUCUUGCUCCUCUUCUCCCCAUCAUUGCUUCCCAUCUGUCUCCUCAUUCUUUGUUUCCGCCAUGCCUGUGUGUUCGGCCAUUGUUCUUGCCGCCGCUGCUACAGAGAGUCGUGAAAACUCCUUCAGCCGCUCUCGCAGUUCCAGCGUGUCUAGCAUUGACAGGGACACCAAAGAAGCUAUCACCACACUGCAGUUUGGAGAGUCCUAUGGACGCAAGAAUGAUGCCCUGCCCACACCAUGUCUGUGGGUAGGGACUAGCUUAGGAGUGGUCAUCCUUAUCCCACUAUCGAUCCCCACUGACCACGAGGAGAGGAUGGAGGACCCCGUCACUGUUGGCCCCAGUGGAGCAGUCCAAAUGUUAAAAGGCUCUGUGCUUCGCUUUGGUUUCUUGGACUGCAAUGGAGCUCUAAUUCAGAGYCCAUAUGAGGUUUGGCGGGACCUGAAUGCCCCCGAGGACCCUGACAGACCACGGAGGCGCAAGCUGGUCCACUUUUCCCCGUCCUCUUCCCAGGAUGCCUUUGGAGAGGGACAUUUGGCCGUGGUGUGCUCUGAGAGGCAGGCCAAAGUCUUCUUGAUGCCCUCACAGUCUUGCCUCUUUGUCCACAACAUCACAGAGUCGUCCUUUGUGCUUCGAGCUGAUGUGGUAUCUCUGUGCAACAGCGUGUGCCUGGCCUGCUUCUGCGCUAACGGACACGUCAUGACACUCAGUUUGCCCAGCUUAAGACCGCUGAUGGAUGUCAAUUACCUGCCUCUGACAGACAUGCGCAUAGCAAGAACCUUUUGUUUCACCAAUGAGGGGCAGGCACUGUAUCUCAGCUCCCCGACAGAAAUCCAGAGAAUUACAUACAGCCAGGAAAUGUGUGACAACCUGCAGGAAAUGCUUGGGGAACUGUUUACUCCAAUAGAAACGCCAGAAGCUCAAAACAGAGGAUUUUUAAAGGGCUUCUUUGGAGGAAACGCCCAUACUUUCGACAGAGAGGAGCUUUUUGGUGAGGCGGCAGCUGGGAAGGCUUCUCGGAGUCUGGCACAGCACAUCCCCGGUCAGGGAGGUGUAGAAGGCAUGAAGGUGGCAGCGAGUGGAGCGGUGGGGGAGCUGGCUCGGGCUCGYAUCGCUCUGGAUGAGAGAGGCCAGAGGCUGGGGGAGCUGGAGGAGCGGACCGCCCUGAUGAUGACCAGUGCAGAAACUUUCUCCAAACAUGCUCAUGAGCUGAUGCUGAAGUGUAAGGACAAGAAGUGGUACCAGUUCUAACAUCGGGACGGCGGGAUGAGGCUGCCACUAGCCUAUCAAGAACUCCAUGCUGCGACUGGACUUUCACAUGUGAAAUGAAAGCAAUCAGAAGAGACAGAAGAGUGACUUUGUCUUUACAGCUUUUAGAACCAGCUGUGUGUACUUCAGUGUCACUUUGCUGAAGGACGAGAGCAGGUUUAUUCCUCGUCUAGACUGGAGGUAAUACGGACAGUUGGGGACAGUUUGACGGUCUAAAGAAAGAACUUGAAAUAUCCAACAAUUUGGUGUGAGUGUGUGUGUGUCUGAGUGUGAGCUUGUGUGGUUGGGUUUUCUGGAUCUUACUGUGUAGAUACUCAAAAGUUAUGAAACCAACAAGAAAUGCAUGAAACAGCAAUGGAUGAGUAUUAAAAAUAUCCAACUGCCAUAUUAAAAAGCAGCAUGCUAAUUUAAGAGGAGAUUUAAAAUGAUUAAAAAAAGAACUUUUAUUUAUGAUGUAAGCCAACGACAGAAACUAUGAAAAACUUUAUAUUUUUGAGAUACUGGCAAAAAAAAAAAAAAAAAAAAACUAUAUCUGAAAAGGG
Messenger RNA from Poecilia reticulata (guppy), 1856 nucleotides. Lineage: Eukaryota; Metazoa; Chordata; Actinopteri; Cyprinodontiformes; Poeciliidae. The record is from RefSeq and is a predicted model, not a curated record.